AUGCAGAUAUGGAUAGACUCUAUGAUGGCAGUGGGCCAUAGUAAUAAGAAACAAGGUGCCUGGGGGAGUCCGGGCCACCACGCAUACCGUGUGUCCCAGUCCCACCGCAUCAAGCACCAUGGUGUCUCUUCUAGCAGGCACGAUGUAGCUAGCUUUCAGAAAGAAACACAUGUUCACCAUCCCUAUGGCCCUCCAUACGGAAGGAGGUUUGAUGCAGAGAUGGGGAGCCACAGUGCUGUCCUGAAAAUGUUGGUAUUGUGGCAGGAAUAUAAUGUGAUCCUGGAAGCAAAUCUGAGUGCGUUUGGUGGAGGGGAAAAAGCAAAGGACAGCGACAGUGAGGAACCGAGUGCCCUGGAGGCAGGGGAAGACCCUGAAACAAGAAGAAUGAGAACUGUAAAGAACAUAGCAGACCUGAGACAGAAUUUGGAGGAAACUAUGUCCAGCCUUAGAGGGACCCAGAUAAGCCACAGCACAUUGGAGACAACUUUUGACAGCACUGUGACAACUGAGGUGAAUGGGAGAAGCAUACCAAGCUUGACAAGCCGGUCCACCCCGGUGACUUGGAGGCUAGGGCAGGCCAGCCCUCGGCUGCAGGCAGGAGAUGCCCCGUCCUUGGGUGCUGGUUAUCCUCGCAGCAGCGCGAGUCGCUUCAUACACACAGACCCUUCUCGAUUCAUGUACACCACGCCGCUUCGCCGAGCAGCUGUUUCUCGCCUUGGAAAUAUCUCACAGAUCGACAUGAGUGAGAAGGGAAGUGGCGAUUUGGACAUGUCCUCUGAAGUUGACGUUGGUGGUUACAUGAGCGAUGGGGACAUUCUUGGGAAAAGCCUCAGAACUGAUGACAUCAAUAGUGGGUACAUGACAGAUGGAGGACUCAACCUAUAUACGAGAAGUCUGAACCGAAUACCAGACCUAGCUGCCUCUCGAGACGUCAUUCAGAGAGGGGUUCAUGAUGUGACUGUGGAUGCAGACAGCUGGGAUGACAGCAGCUCAGUUAGUAGUGGCCUCAGUGACACUCUUGACAACCUCAGCACGGAUGAUUUGAAUACCACCUCAUCUGUCAGCUCUUAUUCCAAUAUAACUGCCUCUUCAAGGAAGAACACUCAUCUGAAGACGGACUCGGAGAAGCGCUCAGUUACAGACAGCGAAACUUGGGGCAGCACGGAAGAACUGAAGAAACCAGAGGAAGACUUUGACAGCAGUGUAGACAGCAGUGGCAAGUGGAAAGGCCUUCCCUCGGGGCUGUCUGAAGAGUCGGAGAAGGGGGGACAGAAAGCAUCUCUCUCUGUUUCACAGACGGGAUCCUGGAGGAGAGGCAUGACUGCACAAGUAGGAACAACUCAGUCCCGGCACAAAGCAGGAACAAGUGCGCUCAAGACCCCGGGAAAAACAGAUGACGCAAAAGCUUCAGAAAAAGUGAAGACCCCCCUAAAAGGAGCCUCCAUCCAGCGCUCUCCAUCGGAUGCAGGAAAAAGCAGCGGCGAUGAAGGAAAAAAACCUCCCUCUGGCAUUGGGAGAUCAACAGCUACGGGAUCCUUUGGAUUCAAGAAGUCUGGGAUGGCAUCUUCUACCAUAAUCACCACAAGUGGAGCGACUAUCACAAGCGGGUCGGCGACUCUAGGAAAAAUGCCAAAAUCUUCAGCCAUGGGCGGGAAGUCCAACGCAGGGCGGAAAACAAGCUUAGACGGUUCUCAGAACCAGGAUGACGGCGUCCUGCACGUGAACUCGAAGACGACUCUGCAGUAUCGAAGUUUGCCUCGCCCAUCGAAAUCCAGUGGCAGCGGGAUCCCCGGCAGGGGCGGCCACCGCUCCAGCACCAGCAGCAUCGACUCCAACGUCAGCAGCAAGUCUGCAGGUGCUGCUGCCACCAAACUGCGAGAGCCAAGCAAGAUCGGUUCCGGGCGGUCCAGCCCCGUCACCAUCAACCAGACAGACAAAGAAAAAGAGAAAGUGGCCGUGUCCGAUUCCGAGAGCGUCUCGCUGUCCAGUUCACCCAAAUCUAGCCCAACUUCUGCGAGCGCCUCUGGCACGCCAGGACUUAGGCAGCCGGGAUCCAAAUACCCAGAUAUCGCCUCACCCACUUUUCGAAGGUUGUUUGGUGCCAAGGCAAGUGGUAAAGCUGCCUCUGCACCCAGUACUGAAGGUGUGAAACCCACAUCGGCAAUGCCCAGCCCUAGUACCACAUUGGCACGGCAAGGCAGCCUGGAAUCGCCAUCCUCGGGCACAGGCAGCAUGGGCAGUGCAGGUGGGCAAAGUGGUAGCAGCAGCCCCCUCUUCAGUAAACCUUCGGACUUAAAUGCAGAUGUUGUAAGCUUAAGUCACUCCUUGGCUUCCAGUCCCGCCUCAGUGCACUCUUUCACAUCAGGUGGUCUUGUGUGGGCUGCAAACCUGAGCAGCUCUUCAGCGGGCAGUAAGGACACACCAAGUUACCAGUCCAUGACUAGCCUUCACACCAGUUCCGAGUCUAUUGACCUUCCUCUUAGCCAUCAUGGCUCUCUCUCUGGACUGACAACAAGCACUCAGGAGGUUCAGAGCCUGCUCAUGAGGACUGGAAGCGUCAGAUCUACUCUUUCGGAAAGCAUGCAGCUUGACAGAAAUACACUACCCAAAAAGGGAUUAAGAUAUACUCCAUCAUCCCGGCAGACGAGUCAGGAGGAAGGCAAGGAAUGGCUGCGCUCCCAUUCAACCGGAGGCCUGCAAGACACUGGCAGUCAGUCCCCGCUUGUUUCUCCUUCAGCUAUGUCUUCGUCUGCAGCUGGAAAAUAUCACUUUUCCAACCUGGUGAGUCCAACCAACCUAUCUCAGUUUAACCUUCCUGGACCCAGCAUGAUGCGUUCAAACAGCAUCCCUGCACAAGACACUUCUUUUGAUCUGUAUGAUGACUCCCAACUGUGUGGCAGUGCUACAUCCUUAGAAGAGAGACCACGAGCGAUUAGUCAUUCAGGUUCAUUCAGGGACAGCAUGGAAGAAGUACAUGGGUCCUCAUUAUCACUUGUCUCCAGCACAUCCUCUCUCUACUCUACGGCAGAAGAAAAGGCACAUUCAGAGCAAAUUCAGAAACUACGGCGAGAGCUGGUUGCAUCACAAGAGAAAGUUGCUACCCUUACCUCUCAACUUUCAGCAAAUGCUCAUCUAGUAGCAGCUUUUGAAAAAAGCUUGGGAAAUAUGACUGGCCGAUUGCAAAGUCUAACAAUGACAGCUGAACAAAAGGAAUCUGAGCUUAUAGAGCUAAGGGAAACCAUUGAAAUGCUGAAAGCCCAGAAUUCUGCUGCACAAGCUGCUAUUCAAGGAGCCUUGAAUGGUCCUGAUCAUACCCACAAAGAUUUACGUAUAAGGAGGCAACAUUCUUCAGAAAGUGUUUCCAGCAUCAAUAGCGCGACAAGCCAUUCAAGCAUUGGGAGUGGUAAUGAUGCUGACUCCAAGAAAAAGAAAAAGAAAAACUGGGUGAACUCUAGAGGAAGUGAGCUAAGAAGCUCUUUCAAACAGGCCUUUGGAAAGAAGAAGUCCACCAAGCCUCCUUCCUCACAUUCGGACAUAGAAGAGCUGACCGACUCCUCUCUUCCUUCAUCACCCAAAUUGCCCCACAGCUCAGGAGAGUGUGGGGCAACGUCAAUGAAACCAUCACAGUCAGCAUCUGCGAUCUGUGAAUGCACAGAAGCAGAAGCUGAAAUUAUUCUUCAGCUAAAGAGCGAGCUGAGGGAGAAAGAGCUAAAAUUAACGGACAUUCGUCUUGAAGCCCUCAGCUCUGCACACCAUCUGGAUCAGAUUCGGGAAGCCAUGAAUCGCAUGCAGAAUGAAAUUGAGAUACUGAAAGCUGAAAAUGAUCGUUUAAAGGCAGAGACUGGAAAUACUGGAAAGCCUGCCCGGCCGUCGUCGGAGUCUUCAAGCAGCACAUCAUCUUCUUCAUCACGGCAGUCACUAGGACUUUCUCUGAACAAUUUAAACAUCACAGAAUCUGUUACAUCAGAUAUUUUGUUGGAUGAUGUCACUGAUGGAGGACUCCACAAAGAAGGUCAUAGUGUGAAAAUUUUAGUCACUAUAAACAAGGGCUAUAGUAGAGCCAAGGAUCAAAAACCACAUGCAUAUCUGAUAGGAUCAAUUGGAGUCAGCGGAAAAACAAAAUGGGAUGUUUUAGAUGGUGUAAUCAGACGUCUCUUUAAGGAAUAUGUUUUGCGAGUGGAUCCGACUACUAGCCUGGGUUUAAGCUCUGACUGCAUUGCUAGCUAUUGUAUAGGGGAUGUAAUUAGAGCCCAUAGCCUAGAAGUGCCUGAACUGCUGCCUUGUGGAUAUCUGGUUGGAGAUAAUAAUGUCAUCACUGUGAAUCUGAAAGGAGUGGAAGAAAACAGUUUGGACAGUUUUGUGUUUGACACAUUAAUUCCUAAGCCAAUUACCCAGAGGUACUUUAAUUUACUGAUGGAGCAUCGCAGAAUUAUUCUGUCGGGACCCAGUGGCACAGGAAAGACCUAUUUAGCUAACAGGCUGGCUGAAUAUAUUAUAACUAAAUCCGGCAGAAAAAAAACUGAGGAUGCAAUUGCAACUUUUAACGUAGAUCACAAGUCAAGCAAG
Molecule: messenger RNA, 4566 nt
Organism: Phaethon lepturus (White-tailed tropicbird)
Lineage: Eukaryota; Metazoa; Chordata; Aves; Phaethontiformes; Phaethontidae
Gene: NAV3
Product: neuron navigator 3
Exons: 26
Biological process (GO): neurogenesis; nervous system development
Source: RefSeq, a predicted model, not a curated record